Nelumbo nucifera (sacred lotus) is the source of this 1474-nucleotide messenger RNA. Its product is annotated as protein CONTINUOUS VASCULAR RING 1-like. NCBI's taxonomy places the organism in Eukaryota, Viridiplantae, Streptophyta, Magnoliopsida, Proteales, Nelumbonaceae. The record is from RefSeq and is a predicted model, not a curated record. Gene Ontology annotation, cellular component: Golgi apparatus.
GGCUAGUGAUUAUAAUCCGUUAAAGAAGUGUUGGAAAGACAGAUUGUCUUCUCUAUUUUUUAAACAAAUCAACAGUCUUUAUGUCUUCACAUGUACUUGUGUUCCCAUACUGUAAGACCCGUAUAAAACACGAUAAUAGAAAGGAAGAAAGGCGGCGAGGUUCAGCUCCUCUUGAUUUCCCCAAGAGGUGCCGUCGGAGCUGUUGAUGGGCGAUGACAAAUUAUCGAUUGUAAUGGCGAGCAGAGACAGAGAGAGAUCUCGAGAGCCUCUCAUACCAGUCGCUGGAGCUCCCGACGAUGACGUUUCCUCAAAACCUUCUUCCUCAUCUGCUCCAUCGUCUCAUCAUUCCGGUCGAGAGGCUUUUUACAAAGUUGUUCGAAGUUGGGCUUCGAAAAAGUUCAUGACUGGAUGUGUCAUUCUACUUCCGAUAACAAUUACAUUCUAUAUCACAUGGUGGUUUAUACAUUUUGUGGAUGGAUUUUUCUCUCCAAUCUAUGCCCAACUUGGAAUCAACAUCUUUGGUCUUGGGUUUGUGACUUCAAUAACUUUCAUUUUCCUGGUCGGCGUUUUCAUGUCAUCGUGGCUGGGAGCAUCUGUUCUAAGCCUUGGAGAGUGGUUUAUCAAAAGGAUGCCAUUUAUUCGUCAUAUCUACAAUGCUUCCAAACAGAUUAGCACUGCCAUAUCACCAGAUCAGAACACACAAGCCUUCAAGGAAGUGGCCAUCAUAAGGCAUCCACGUGUUGGAGAAUAUGCUUUUGGGUUCAUCACUUCUACUGUCACCCUUCAGAAUUAUUCUGGGGAAGAGGAAUUAUACUGUGUGUACGUUCCUACAAACCAUCUUUACAUUGGUGAUAUAUUCCUCAUCAACUCCAAAGAUGUCAUUAGACCCAACUUGUCAGUGCGUGAAGGAAUUGAGAUUGUUGUCUCUGGGGGCAUGUCAAUGCCUCAGAUCCUGUCAACAGUGGACUCCCAGAUGAUCCAGGUGGACAGAAGAUCUGGUAGAAGCUGAGGACAAAGAGCCGAUAUGACAGAGAUCCAUGAAUGAUGUAUUCCGGUUUGAGAUGUGCUAUCAGACUGACCAUUUAUCAACUUCUCUGGAGUUUCAGGUGGAUCCAAUGUGGAUGUUUGUUUACCGGCUGUAAUUGAAUUCUGAUAGCAUGUGUAACAUUCCUUUUACUGGGGUUUCAAAGCAAACCCCAUGUACAUUAUAGAUGAAGUGACAUAGAAGAUGGAGGUUGAUAAUACAAGCUGUGGAUCAUCUGGCUUUAGACCCUUACAUUUUUCCUAGAAGAAGAGCUCCUUUAGAGCUCCAAUCAAUUCAACCACCUUCAGCUUCAAAUUUCAGACUACUCUGUGCCAUGGAUGGUUUUGACUGCAUCUUUUUCUUAAAUCUCCAUUUCUUCUGUCAAUUGGGAAAAGAAAAUGAAACGACCUUGUAUGUACUUGCACAUCUGCUAGAAAUCAUUUGAUCUCA